Desarmillaria tabescens is the source of this 1299-nucleotide messenger RNA. RefSeq lists its product as uncharacterized. The record is from RefSeq and is a predicted model, not a curated record. The coding region runs from base 1 to 1299 and encodes 432 amino acids. Lineage: Eukaryota; Fungi; Basidiomycota; Agaricomycetes; Agaricales; Physalacriaceae. The transcript has 2 exons.
AUGCCUAACAUUUAUCGGACACGAAUCCCUUCAUAUCCUUCAGAACCUGAUGCCAAUGACCCCGGGCCCUCACCAAUCGAUGCUGACGACUCUAUCGUGCUGUCGGACCUUGUGCGGACCGGUGAAGCCUCUCGCCUUCGACGACGAGGUGCAAUGAGACUCGACCACGGCCACACAGCAUCGCAGACAGGACCUUCCAGCAUAAUAUCGCCCAAUGCCGGUGCUGUCGUGGUGGAUUCACCGUCAUGGGAGUCGGAUCCAGAGGACCGAGACCCAGUUCUUGAAUCGGCGUUGAGCAGGAACGACCGGAGUUUGAGGUAUGCACGCAGCCAGCGGGAGGUUUCGCGGCAUAUGAAGGACGAGUAUACGUGGAACUUGUUCUGCGGAGGCCACGAGGAGGAUGCAGUAAUAGAGGAGACCUUGUCACCCGUCUCGAGAGGUUCGUUCGUGCCGUCUAUCAUGCCUCUGUACCCGUCGACUGCUCAAUCGCCGCCGUCGUCUUUCAAGCGAACAAUUCGUAGAACAAAUGGCUGUGGGGCCCUUGUUCAUAUGCGAGCUACGCCCCGGCAGCGUUUGGGUGUGUGGACCGCGAAAAGUGAGGCGUCGGAUGCCGUAGUGGCCAUGGACUCUUCAUAUUUCGAUCGCUCUGCCGUCGCUAAGAUCCUCAGAAGUGCCUGCGGAUGUGUGCGCGAAGGUGUUGGUUGUGCUGUAUGUGGAAAUCCUUUGGGCACCCGGUAUAGGCCGUGUAAAACUGCCGGUGAUAGUAUUUUCACCACUCCGUCGAAUAUUUCGGCGCCACGUUGUCCCCAAGGUCCUCGAUAUUGGCACGCCUCAAAUCAGUCUCAGUCAACGCCUGGGACUUAUAAUCCCGAAUUCUACAUCUACACUUUCUUUUCAACGGCUGUUUCCUCAGCUCCGGGUUACACGUUUCCCCCACGUCUUCCUCAUCAUUCAUCUUCGACCCCCUCAUCUGCUUCGCAACGGCAGCAGUCAUCUUCAUAUCCAUUUCUUCCGCCACCGCCACCACUGGUUGAAGUCGAUGAUACCGAAGAGGCGACGCCCACCUUUGGUAACAUCAUGUUCUCCCGCGUAAUGACUUCGUCGCCGACACAGCUCUCCGACGUCGGAGAAGAUGAUCGCGAGUCAGACCGAGGUGAUGACUAUACCCUGCCAUUACCGGCUGACUGGGCAGAUUUUGCCAACCGAGCGCCGCUCGACCCCGACGGCGAAUUCUUAACCGACGUCGAGGCCCCAAACUCUCCGGACAAGAACGAGGUCAUGCUCAUACCGGAGCGGUAG